This is a messenger RNA of Triticum turgidum subsp. durum (durum wheat), 537 nucleotides long. Lineage: Eukaryota; Viridiplantae; Streptophyta; Magnoliopsida; Poales; Poaceae. The record is from the annotation of a GenBank genome assembly.
AUGAGACCCAAAAUAUCGGAUUUUGGAAUGGCAAGGAUUUUUGGUGAUAACCAGCAACAAGCGAAUACUAGGCAUGUUGUCGGGACAUACGGUUACAUGUCGCCUGAAUAUGCGAUGGAAGGCAUUUUUUCUGUCAAGUCUGAUGCGUAUAGCUACGGUGUCUUGCUUCUGGAGAUUGUAAGUGGGUUAAAGAUCAGCUCGCCGCAUCACCUUAUAAUGGAUUUUCCAAACCUUAUAGAUUAUGCAUGGAACUUCCUGAAAGAAGGAAAAUCCGAGGAUUUCCUAGACACAGUGCUUCUGGAGAGCUGCUCACUGCAUCAAGUGUCUCUGUGCAUCCAUAUUGGCCUUCUGUGUGUCCAAGACUGCCCAAGUGCCAGGCCACUAAUGUCGUUAGUCGUGUCUAUGCUGGACAACGAGGCCAUGCCACUCACAACACCAGAGCAGCCGUUAUAUUCCGUCGGGAGGAAACAUGCUGCAGAAGAAGCAAGGGAGAACUCUGUCAACAAUGCAAGCCUGACGACGCUAGCAGGGCGCUAG